Molecule: messenger RNA, 1233 nt
Organism: Bombina bombina (fire-bellied toad)
Lineage: Eukaryota; Metazoa; Chordata; Amphibia; Anura; Bombinatoridae
Gene: UPK2
Product: uroplakin 2
Exons: 5
Coding region: 99-632 (177 amino acids)
Source: RefSeq, a predicted model, not a curated record
GAUGGAUGGAAGGUGGGAGCUUACCUGUGGGACAAGUAAAUGUGAAUCAGUUAUUGUGUAUGCAGACAUAGACUUGUGUAGUCACAUUUGGUGUCACCAUGCAUGUCCUAGGAUUCAUCACCGCGCUGCUUCUCAUCUCCACCACCUCUGCCGUUGAUACGUUUAAUACAACGAAAGCAGAUGGCCUUGUAAUAAAUCCACUCACUUCAACUGUGAUAAUUGCCUUUCCUCCAUGUACAUAUGAUGGAAAAACUGCAGAACUCAUAGUAAAGAACAGCAGCAGUACCAUUUUAACCGAAACGUUCAUAGUACCACAGUGCCGCUUAAGAAGGGAUAUUAUUAUACCCAGCGAUUCAAUUUCUGGGAAUCAGCUAAGCAGAAAUGUGGGCUACCGUAUAAGAAACCUAUCGCCUGGAGGAAACUAUACCGCUGAGUAUAAUAUUAAAGACUCUACAAAUAACCUCGUAGCAACCGGUGCUGCUGUACAAUUUGUCCCAUUAAACCUCCAAACAGUUCCUGAUAAAAUGGCUCGCAGUGGUGGAAUGGUGGUCAUUACAGUUCUGUUAUCAGUUGCCAUGUUUUUGCUGCUCAUCGGACUCGUUAUCACACUUGUGCUUGGAGGAAGGAAGUAAAAAACAGCCGUUUACAUGGGUCAAUUGCAAAUACUUUAAGGAAUUUUGAAUUUGGACUAUUUUUUGUGUGAUCACUUUUGAACACUGGAUACUGACCUUAUAUAGUUUAUAAAUAAAUAGAUGUUUUUAUUUUUUAAAAAGAAUGAGUAAGGUUAUAAAUGUAAUCACGUACAUCUCACUUACUGUAUGAAAUUCCUUUCCCAUCGUCCAUUGUUGAUUUAUGCUCUAUCUUUUACCUUAUAUUAAUUCACCUGAUUUUACUGUGUAUAUAUGCCCUCGUUGUAAAGCAUUCUUAGUUUAAGUCCCUAUUUAUAACACUGCAUUCUAUAUUUACUAACUCACAAUUACUGCCUUUCAUACAAUUAUUUUAAUGUGAGACAUGAAAACUCUUCCCUAAUGCUAAACUCAUGCUAAACAGGGAUCACUACAAGUUCCAAAGGUUUUGAUUAUCAACAGAAUACAGUAAGAUUAGGUAUCCUUGGGGGUUUUCUUCCAUUUGUGGGAUAAACUGCCAAUAAAACAUAAUGCUUAAUCAAAAUGUACCAGUGCUGCUGUGAGAGUGAGGUGUGGUGAAAUUUUGUAAUAAAGGUUUGGCAAUACA